CAGAUAAGAAAUGCAAUAAGUAAAAAGAGUAAGAUGUAUAGUAACAUAAGAGGAAGGGAGAAAUCUAAUCUUACGCGAGCCAUUAAGUCGGACGUAAACUCACGCUUGUAGUCUAACCAAAGAUUGCUGUGAGGAAACUGCGUUAAAAAUGUACGCAAUCGAAAGAUUUAUACUGAACAAACAAAGAUCACGUUUUCAAUUAAAAUGGUCAAGCUAUUAUAUCAAUGUUAAAUUAUAUCAUAACGAAAACGAUAUUUAUGGAUAUAAACCGAAUCAACGGAGACAUUUUGAAGUAUCAAAGGAAUAUUUACAUAAUCGAGCAAAACAGAGUAAUUUUUAUAGAUUAGUCACCGCGUAUAGAAUUCAUGGACAUAAACAAGCCGAUAUAAAUCCAAUUUCAAUGAGCAAGCCAUUUUUAUUGCCUGAAUUGGAACCGAAAAAUUUUAGACUGAAUUUAAUGGAUAAAGUCUGUUUUCGAGGGAUCUUAUUUACACAACAAGACAAAGGAACAGUAGAAGAAGCCAUUCGAUUUUUAAACACUACCUACUGUGGUCCUGUUGGAACUGAAUUUAACUAUCUUGAGACAGAAGAAGAAAGAGAAUGGUUUGCCGAGAUGGUGGAAACAACUUUAAACGAGCCAUUAGAUGAUGAAACAUGUAAAACAAUAGCUAUAGAAAUGCUUAAAAGUCAAGUAUUUGAUAAUUUUUUGGCCAUAAAAUUUGUUAGUCUAAAGAGAUAUGGAGGAGAAGGAGUCGAAAGUAUGAUGGCCUUCUUUCACGAAUUGUUUAAAUUAUGUGCUUAUGAUAAUUUGGAACACGUCAUCCUUUGUGCGGCACAUCGUGGCCGCCUUAAUUUAUUAACCGGGCUAUUAAAUUUUCCACCAGAAAAAUUAUUUCGUAAAUUACGGGGAUUCUCUGAAUUUUUGGAUACAACUAAAUGUACCGGAGAUGUGAUUAGCCAUCUUAUAAAUUCCACCAAAUUCAAUAUAGAGCAAAGAAGCUUUCAUGUGUCCAUGCUUCGAAAUCCUUCACAUUUGGAAACAGUAAAUCCGGUGUCAAUGGGUAAAACACGAGGAAUUAUGCAAGCAAUUCAAGAAGCUGCGUAUGGAAAUAAAACUGGGCAAUGGAGUGAUAAAGUUCUAAAUAUUCAAAUACAUGGUGAUGCUGCUUAUCCAGGACAAGGAGUUAAUCAAGAAUGCUUAACGUUGAGUAAAGCACCACAUUUUGAAAUUGGUGGUACAAUUCAUUUGAUAAUUAAUAAUCAGUUAGGUUUCACAACUCCAUCUUCAAGAAGUCGAUCAUCGAGAUAUUGCACGGAUUUAGCAAAAAGUAUAUCUGCGCCUGUAAUUCAUGUAAAUGGCGAUAAUCCUGAGAUGGUGGUACGGACUAUAAGAAUAGCCUUUAAAUAUCAAAGACAGUUUAGGAAGGAUGUUUUUAUCGAUCUAAAUUGUUUUAGAAAAUGGGGUCACAAUGAAUUAGAUGACCCUACAAUCACAAAUCCUCUUAUGUAUAAAAUCAUACAGAAUCGACCAUCUAUACCAGAUCAAUAUGUGGAGAAACUCAUAAAUGCCAAUAUUCUUUCUCAAGAAAUUGUUAAAAAUACUAUCGAAAGCCGUACCACAUUAUUAAAUAAGGCUUUGAAAGAAUCUAUGGAAAAUAUGCCGCGACAGCUAGCUACGUCAUAUCUUACUGGAAGAUGGACGGGAAUAAAACAAGCUGAAGCCAAUAUAACACAAUGGGAUACUGGAGUUGAUUUGCAUUUGUUACAAUUCUUGGGAAAAAGAAGUGUUCAAGUACCACCAAACUUAGAUGUUCACCCACAAUUACUGAAAAAUCAUAUUCAAAAUCGUCUAAAAAAGAUCGAAUGUGGAAAAACAUUGGAUUGGUCAACUGCUGAAGCAUUAGCCAUCGGUUCUCUAUUAUAUCAAGGAUAUAAUGUAAGAAUAAGCGGACAAGAUGUUGGUCGUGGAACUUUUUCACAAAGACACGCGAUGUUUGUUGAUCAAUCUACAGAAGCUAUUUUUAUCCCAUUGAAUUCUAUGGUUAAUGAUCAAACUGGCAAAUUAGAAAUGGCUAAUAGCAUUUUGUCCGAAGAAGCUGUACUAGGUUUUGAAUAUGGUAUAAGUAUAGCAUCACCAUUUAUUUUGCCUAUUUGGGAAGCUCAGUUCGGAGAUUUCUGUAAUGGAGCACAAAUCAUUAUCGAUACAUAUAUAACGAACGGAGAAGCAAAAUGGAUGUUGAGUAGUGGCUUAACAAUGCUCUUACCACAUGGAUAUGAUGGUGCUGGUCCAGAACAUAGUUCAUGUAGACUCGAAAGAUUUUUACAAUUAACCGAUAGUAAAGACAAUGAAAUUGAUAGCGAUGACAUUAAUAUACAGAUUGCGAAUCCUACUGAACCAGCACAAUAUUUCCAUUUAUUGAGAAGGCAGAUGAUAAGAAAUUAUCGAAAACCUUUGGUCGUGGUAGCACCUAAAAUUUUAUUGCGUCAUCCAAUAGCAGUAUCAUCCUUUUCAGAUUUUAAGCCUGGGACAAGUUUCAAAACUAUUAUAGGGACCAAUAAAGGCUACUAA
This is a messenger RNA of Camponotus floridanus (Florida carpenter ant), 2569 nucleotides long. Its product is annotated as probable 2-oxoglutarate dehydrogenase E1 component DHKTD1 homolog, mitochondrial. The record is from RefSeq and is a predicted model, not a curated record. Gene Ontology annotation, molecular function: thiamine pyrophosphate binding; oxoglutarate dehydrogenase (succinyl-transferring) activity. NCBI's taxonomy places the organism in Eukaryota, Metazoa, Arthropoda, Insecta, Hymenoptera, Formicidae. Bases 149 to 2569 code for a protein of 806 amino acids. Gene Ontology annotation, biological process: tricarboxylic acid cycle. The transcript is spliced from 11 exons.